AUGGGAGAAGGGGAAGAACAUGCAUUUGAUAGACCAGAAGAACGGGAAACUGAAGAUGGCAGUCCAGGUGAACGGGAAAUCGACGAUUGCACUCCAGGUAAAUCACACGUAGUGCCAUCGUCGAAAGGUGAUGAUAUGAUUGAGGAGCCAAAGUCGGGCAUGGAGUUCAAUUCGUUUGAAGAUUUGUUUAGCUAUUAUAAGCAGUAUGCUAAGAAAUACGGGUUUGGGGUGAUGACACAAAGGAGUGAGAGGUCAGAGGAUCAAAGUGUUAGAUAUGUUACUCUUGGUUGUGCACGGGGAGGGAAGGCAUGGAUUAAGACAUCCAAUGUUGCCAACCCACGUCCGACGGGAAAGACAGACUGCAAGGCAAGGAUAAAUGCGUUGAGAGUCGAUGGAAAGAUGCGGUUGACAACAGUCAAUAAUUCACAUAAUCAUGUUAUCAGCCCACAGAAAUCUCGCUUCUAUCGAUGUAACAGAGAAGUGAGUGAGACAGUUAAAAGAGUCCUUGACACCAACGAUUUAGCUGGUAUCCGACUGAACAAGAGUUACGGAUCUCUUGUAGUUGGCGCAGGUGGCUUUGAGAACUUGUCAUUUCUGGAAAAGGAUUGUCGCAAUUACAUUGACAAAAUCCGUCAUCUACGACUUGGUGCAGGUGGUGCUGGAGCACUUCGUGAUUAUUUCUUAAGGAUGCAGUACAAGAAUAACGGAUUUUUUGCAUUGAUGGAUUUAGACGAUGACGGGAGUGAGGACACGGAGACCUUUACGUGGCUAUUCCAAACCUGGUUGCAAUGUAUGGACGGAGUAGCUCCAAAGGCGAUUAUUACUGAUCAAGACAGAAUAAUGAAAAAUGCAAUUGCUAUUGUCUUCCCGGAAACUCGACAUAGAUUUUGCCUAUGGCAUAUAUUGAAGAAGGCACCUGAGAAGCUUGGGGCAUAUGCUGCAUAUAAAAGUGGGUUGAAAACUGAGUUGAUGAAAUGUGUAUACGACACACAAACUAUUGAGGAGUUUGAAAAAUGUUGGUUCGUGUUUAUUAAUACAUACGACUUACAUGAGAAUGUGUGGUUGAAAAGUUUAUAUUUGGAGCGUGCACAUUGGGUACCGGUUUUUCUGAAAGAGCACUUUUGGGCGGGAAUGAGUGCCACUCAGCGUAGCGAGAGUAUGAAUGCUUUCUUUGAUGGUUAUGUCCAUUCAAAGACAAACCUGAAAGAGUUUUUCGACCAGUUCGACAAUGAGCUAAAAAGGAAAAUUGAGAAUGAAAAUCAAGCAGAGUUUCUUUCCUUUAGUGGCACCAUUCCCUGCGUAUCUAGAUCGCCAAUUGAAAAGAAAUUUCAGGUGUUGUACACGAACGCAAAAUUUAAGGAAGUUCAACAACAAGUAAUCGGUGUGCUUGAUUUGGAUCUAUCUUUACAGACAAUGGAUGGUGUAAUGAAGAGUUAUUUGGUAGAAGAUGAAGUUCGUAUUCAGGAGUUCACAAAACAGGUUACAUAUUUUGUGGAUUUUAAUGUCGAUGACUGCAAUGCAAAGUGUUCAUGUGGUUUAUUUCAGAUGAGGGGGAUACUGUGUAGGCAUAUUUUGGCUGUAUUCAAAUCAAACGGUAUAAAAUCAUUGCCAGAUCGGUACAUUUUAGACCGAUGGCGGAAGGACAUCAAGAGAAGAUACACGUUAAUCCGAUCUAGCUACGAUGCAGGGGAUGAGAGGCCAAAUGGUAAUAGACAAUCAAUUCUUCUGAAUAUGUGUUAUGAGAUGAUAGAUUAUGCGGUGGAAUCUGAUAAGGACUUUGAAGAUGCCAAGAAGAGGAUACAUGAGAUGAUUGGAUUAUAUCGUCAGAACCAACGACCCUUAUCUAGCGGCCAAACAGUUUCGGAACCUGGGGUUACAAUACUAGAUGGGGCUGUAGUUGGUAGCUCACAACAAGUCAAGAGUCCACUUGUUGUCAGAGGAAAAGGAAGACAUCCAUCUCUUAGAAGAGCAUCCAGGAUGGAGACAGAAAUGCGGAAGGUUAAAGCCAAACAGAAGAAAGCACAAGUGGGAGGAAAACGCAAACAGGUCAUGGACAGUAGUGGGACCACGCAAAGUGUUCAGCCUAUGUUUUUUGGUAGUGAAGAAAAUGUUCAUCCUAUGGUUGAGGAGAACCAACCAGAAACUGGUUCUCUAGAUCUAGGGUUCCAAUCGCAGAGGAGAACCAGAAACUGGUUCUCUCGAUCUAGGGUUCCAAUCGCAGAGGAGAACCAACCAGAAACUGGUUCUCUAGAUCUAGGGUUCCAAUCGCAGAGAGGAAGAGAGGGUCUCGACCAGAAACUAGUUCGAGAGGAUUUGGGGUUCCAAUCGCAGAGAGGGAGAGAGGGUCUCGUGAUGAAACUGGUUCGAGAGGAUUUGGGGUUCCAAUCGAAGAGAGGGAGAGAGGGUCUCGACCAGAAACUGGUUCGAGAGGAUUUGGGGUUCUAA
Molecule: messenger RNA, 2445 nt
Organism: Carya illinoinensis
Lineage: Eukaryota; Viridiplantae; Streptophyta; Magnoliopsida; Fagales; Juglandaceae
Product: protein FAR1-RELATED SEQUENCE 5-like
Exons: 5
Coding region: 1-2445 (814 amino acids)
Molecular function (GO): zinc ion binding
Source: RefSeq, a predicted model, not a curated record